AUGUACAAGGCACCACUAAGGGCUAGUGCCGGCCUUUUUCUCAUCCACCCACUCACAUACGUGGGCAGUUUCAAAAACUUCUGGAAUUUCAAGGCUGAAACUGAAAGUCAUGUGAAUGCUAAGGAACAAUAUGACAUUCAGCUCAUCAAAGACAAGUUCAGUAAGCUUCGAGACCAUUAUGGUGUACCAAAGUACCCAAUGGUUCUAUGCCAUGGUCUUCUGGGAUUUGAUACUUUGACGCUUUUUGAAGUUCCUCAAGUUGCGGAUGCCAAUGCCGAUUUGGAAGAGGUUGCUGAAAAUGUCAAGAAGAGUGGUAUCCUGGUGAACUAUUGGCAUGGUAUCGAGGAAGCGCUAACCAAAGCUGGAGCACUGGUUAUAAUAGCUCGCGUUCCGCCUUUUGGCUCAAUUGACCAGCGUGCUGAACGUUUGGAUGCCUUGUUGAAGGAAAAGUGUUCUGGCCAUGAAGGCAAAGAGCCAGGCGAAAGACUUAAGAUUAAUAUAGUGGGCCAUUCGAUGGGUGGCCUUGAUGCAAGGUAUCUUAUACUGAAGAUCCAGAAUGAGAAAUCGCCUUAUGAAGUGGUGAGUUUAACGACGAUCGGUACUCCCCACCACGGAUCUGAGUGUGCUGACUUUGUCAUGGACCUUGUGAGCAAAGACGCAGCUCUUGAGGCUAUUUGUCCCAAGGCGAUUCCUCAAUUAACGACACAUUUUAUGAAAGGCUUCAACAAGGAUGUUAUUAACGAUAGUAAGGUGUCGUACUUCUCCUAUGGAGCCCUGAUGCCUCCACAAGGCGUUCGUGUGUUCCGUGCAACAUAUGAGAUAAUCAAGCACGAGAUACAGAAACGAGGAGGAACGCAUUUUGAAAACGAUGGUAUGGUUAGCGUCGAGCUGUCAAGAUGGGGUGAGUACUUGGGUACCUUGUCAGAUGUUGAUCAUCUUGACUUGAUCAACUGGACAAACCGUAUCAAGACCACUGUUGACCAGCUUGUCUUUGAUAAGACCCCAACCUUUAAUCCCAUUGCAUUGUACUUAGACAUUGCAGAAAACCUCAGCAAGCGGGGCUUUUAG
Candidozyma haemuli is the source of this 1068-nucleotide messenger RNA. RefSeq names its product triglyceride lipase. NCBI's taxonomy places the organism in Eukaryota, Fungi, Ascomycota, Pichiomycetes, Serinales, Metschnikowiaceae. Bases 1 to 1068 code for a protein of 355 amino acids. The transcript has a single exon. Gene Ontology annotation, molecular function: triacylglycerol lipase activity. The record is from RefSeq and is a predicted model, not a curated record.